Molecule: messenger RNA, 2403 nt
Organism: Rotaria sordida
Lineage: Eukaryota; Metazoa; Rotifera; Eurotatoria; Philodinida; Philodinidae
Source: the annotation of a GenBank genome assembly
CGUUUCGGACAACAAUAUCGUCCUUCAUCAGAAGAGAUUGUACAUGUAUAAAAUAGAAAAUUUUUUACAUAUAUAUAUAUAAUCGAGUUCAUAUAUUUCUUUUCUUUUUAGUCUAAUAGUGGUACGGACGAUUAAACAUUCACCUUUAUCGUGCCAGGCUAUUACCGUCUUGUCCGUACCACUAUUAGACUAAAAAGAAAAGAAAUAUAUGAACUCGAUUAUAUAUAUAUAUGUAAAAAAUUUUCUAUUUUAUACAUGUACAAUCUCUUCUGAUGAAGGACGAUAUUGUUGUCCGAAACGUUAAGUUAUUAUUAAAUAAAUCUUAAAUUAGAAAGUGAACAAUUUACUCAAACAUGUCAAUAACCUUCCUUAAUCGAAAACAAGUUUACUUGUUUGAUAUCAUAAAACUUGUUGUUAUUUGAUUGCAUUCAGAUAUGAAAAAGAAUUGAAUUCAACUCAUUGGAACAGUAUACGUCAAGGUGUGAUAUUUGGGAUUUAUACUGGAUUGACAUCUCUGAUAAUCUACCUAGUUUAUGCAGUUGGUUUUAUCUUUGGUUCUCUUCUUGUGUCAGACAAAACUCAUAAUAGUUUGAAUAUUAGUGAUCUUCUUGUCGUGAGUAGUUCACAUAAUCACUUAACGAAAUGAAUAUACGACUAUUAUCUUAAUGCAGGUCGUCUCUAUCUUUACCCAAUCUUUGUUUUACUUCUGUUUUAUUGGUUCUUACUUUCAAUCAUUGUCAGAAGCUCGUGGUGCAGCAUCAUCGGUAUUUCAACUUAUUGAGGAAGAAAAUGAUGCAAGUGUCAAUGAAACAGAUGUAUGGAAAGACGAUACAAAAUCGAUUUAUAAUAUCAAUGGUGAUAUUGAAUUUGACAAUAUCAACUUUAUGUAUCCAUCUCGAAAAGAUACACCAGUUCUGCGAAAUCUCUCUCUUAUUGCUCGCGCUGGUCAGACAACAGCACUAGUAGGUUCAAGUGGUAGUGGAAAAAGUACGUGUAUAUCACUGUUUCUUCGCUACUAUGAACCUUCUGCUGGUCGAAUAACGAUCGAUGGUCGACCGAUAACUGACUACAAUGUCCAACAACUUCGACAAAGCAUUGGAGUUGUUAGUCAAGAAUCCAUUCUAUUUGGUAUGAGCAUUUAUGAAAAUAUUCGUUUUGGUAAAGUAAAUGCAACACGAGCAGAAAUUGAACAAGCAGCACGAGAAGCAAAUGCACAUCAUUUCAUCAUGGAAUUACCAAAUAAAUAUGAAACACUUGUUGGUGAACGUGGGAUGCAGUUGAGUGGUGGUGAAAAACAACGUAUUGCAUUAGCUCGUGCUCUUGUCAAGCAACCUGCAUUUCUUUUACUGGAUGAAGCAACAAGUGCACUUGAUAAUAUUAGUGAAAAAAUUGUUCAAGAAGCGCUCGAUCGAGCACGCAAAUGUCGUACAACUAUUGUUAUUGCUCAUCGAUUGAAUACAAUUCGAAAUGCUCAUCAAAUAUAUGUAUUAGAUAAUGGAUGCGUGAUUGAGCAAGGUAACCAUGAAACAUUGAUAACAAAAGACGGUGGCAAAUAUCAAGCAAUGGUCAAACGUCAACAAAUGGAAAGAAUCGAUGAUGGUGACGAUGAUAUGAUGAGCAUACAAAAAGCAACAGAAGAGGAAGAAAAGUCGAUAUUUGAAUACUCUCGUUCACAUAGCGAUAGUCGAAUUAUUGAUGUGAACAAAUAUACAGCUUUUGCCAUAGCAGGAUCGAAAUUGACACAACGCAUUCGUUCGAAAGCUUUUGCGUGUCUUCUUCGUCAAGAAGUUGCUUAUUACGAGCGACCUGAAAAUAGUUCUGGUACAAUUUGUGCUCGUCUUUCUUCUGAUGCAUUAGCCGUUCAAGAAAUGGCUAGUACACGAUUAGGAGCCAUCUGUGAAGCUUUCGCAUUGUCAUUUUUUGGAAUUCUAUUUGGAUGUACAUCCGGAUGUGGCAAAUCAACAAUUAUUCAACUGUUAGAACGAUUCUAUGAUGUUACAAGUGGUCAACUACUUCUUGAUGGAAUUGAUAUUCGUCAACUAAACUUGCAAUGGGUUCGUGCUCAUUUUGGCCUUGUUAGUCAAGAACCAAUUUUGUUCGAUUUAACAAUUGCCGAAAAUAUAGCAUAUGGCUUAGAAAAUGUUCCAAUGGAAGAUAUUAUCAAUGCCGCGAGUAGAGCCAAUAUUCAUCAAUUUAUUGACCAAUUGCCUCAGGGUUAUGAAACAAAAGUAGGGUUGAAAGGUAGUUUUCUGUCAGGCGGUGAAAAGCAACGUAUUGCUAUUGCUCGAGUCCUUGUUCGUCGACCUAAAAUAUUGCUCUUAGAUGAAGCUACAAGUGCCAUGGAUUCAUACAAUGAACAAGUAAGUUUACUUGUUUUUUUUCUAUUUAUUAAGGAGGCCCCCC